This is a messenger RNA of Sitophilus oryzae (rice weevil), 713 nucleotides long. Its product is annotated as 10 kDa heat shock protein, mitochondrial. The transcript has 3 exons. Lineage: Eukaryota; Metazoa; Arthropoda; Insecta; Coleoptera; Curculionidae. Gene Ontology annotation, molecular function: ATP binding; protein folding chaperone; protein-folding chaperone binding. Gene Ontology annotation, cellular component: mitochondrial matrix. Bases 155 to 463 code for a protein of 102 amino acids. The record is from RefSeq and is a predicted model, not a curated record.
AUUGAUCAAAGUUCAUAAAGUCAAAUGUCAAAUUGAUUUGAUAACCUCAAAAAAUUAUAAGCCUCGUUGCCCGGUAAUUCCAGAAAAUUCGUACUGUUAAGUACAAAUAAUAAAGUACCUUUUCAUAUCCUCAGGAAUAGAAUAAUUAAUAAAAAUGAGCGGAGUCUUGAAACGUUUAGUACCUCUUUUCGACCGUGUGCUUAUCAAGAAAGCGGAAGCUAUAACUAAGACGAAAGGUGGUAUUGUUAUACCUGAAAAAGCACAAGGCAAAAUUUUGCAUGGCACCGUAGUUGCUGUAGGACCUGGCCAAAGAAAAGAGGAUGGUACUCACAUUCCCAUAGCAGUUAAAGUAGGCGAACAAGUUCUUCUGCCUGAAUAUGGUGGCACCAAGGUGGAAGUUGAAGAAAACGUAGAAUACCAUCUCUACAGGGAAACAGACAUUCUUGCUAAAGUAGAUGCGUAAUUAUUUGUAUUCGACUGAUAUAUUUACUAAACUGUAAAAAUGCAGGACAUUUUUUGUCUUUAAAAAGUAUGAUCUGUUAAUGUACUUUUGAAGUUUCACGUUAUCGUUUUUAUAAAACAAAAUGAAACGUUGUAAGCAAUAUUUCUGACUAGCUUUUAUUAUCUGUUGUCAGAAAUAUUGCAUGGCUGUUUUAGUCUGCAUUAGGAAAUAGAAAAGUUGUUUUUACUUAUUAAAUAAGAUGUUUAUAUAA